CUCCUUGUAUCCUUCUUUCCUUCCGCGAGUCCUCGAGCUUUCUUGCGGCCUCCAGCGUGGGAAAGUGAAGAGAAUUUAGCUGAAAAUAGAAAAAAAAACACUAAAAACAGAAUACCAUAGGCUUUCCCCCAAAGCAAGCCCUGAAAAUACCAGACUUCACGAGGAUACCCUAGGAUAACCCCCCCCCCCCCUUAGGAUACCGUCGCAGGAUCCCUUGGGAAUUAAGCCCGCGUAGCGAUACGGCCGUGGAUCUCGUAGGACCUCGGUAGGAUUCCUUCGAGGGCUGUGUGAGCCGAGUCCCAGGAGAUGGCCGAGGGCGUUGUGUUGUUGGGGCCGAGCGGGGGGGAGCCCGUGGCGCACAGGACGAGGGGCGCGCUCGAGGAGAUCCCCAGGCCGGCCACCGUCACCCUGAGGCAGACAGGAAAUCCAGCAAAUGGCCUCACCUGGUCGGCAACUGUCAACCUCCCUUCCUCAUACCUCUCCCCAACGCCUUCACCUGAUGAGCUCGUAAUUCGUGGUAGGGGCCGGAGAUCCCUCCCUCUAGAGUGGUCUCCAAUCCCUAUAGAGAGUCCUGUGAAGCGCAUGGAGAAAACCCCCCUCAAGAGGUCUCCGGGCAAAGGCAUGAUUGUCCUCCGAUCUUCUCCGAGAAAGAGGCUGCAACUCAGCGACACCCCACCCAAGGAACUCCUGGAGAGUAGACGGAUGAUGAUGCAGAUGUCACCCAUUGUAAAGAAAUGCCGCAGUUUGACAGUCUCGCCUGUUCAGUCUCCACCAGAGGUUGCUAUAAAGGGACUGACGCAACACCAGCUGGUUGAUGUUCUCAACAGUGUCUUGGAAAGGCAUCCGGAGCUAAAAGAUGAGAUAUCUGACAUCCUGCCCCAGCCUGACUUGAAGCAAAUGGAAGAGAAGCUGAACCAGCAGAAGAAGUGCAUCUUCAAGGCACUGCCAGUAUCCCGAUUAGCCUCCAAGACAGACUCUCCUGCAUAUAACAAGGCAUCUCCCCAUUUGUCAAAUUUCAAGAAAACUGUACAGGAGCAGUGCACCCAGCUGGCUGAGGCUGAGCAGUGGGCAAGCCUCAUUGACUACGCUCUCAUCGCAUGGUCGUACGUCCGUGCAACACCCCAGUGGGAUGCAUCUCAUCACAACAACACCCGGCGCUUCUGCUUCAAAACCCUCGCUCAGCAUUGCCUCCAAGGUCUCAAGGAGGUCAAAUGGAACAGGGAUCAGCUGGAGAACUUGUUGAAAAAGCUUGAGCAGUGUCGCUCAGACCACGAUGAGGUGGAGCACUGCAUCGAGCAUGUGCAGACAGUUCUGAGCAAUAUGCAGUAACAUGUAAUGGAGGUCACUGCAGGGGGAUACAAGAUGGUAGUUUUGUAGGUUGUAUCUGGCCAGCCAUCUCUGGUGAAAGAUGCUAGAUGGUCACAGCAAAGGGAGAGAAUUCUCUUGUAUAUAUUUUUUUCUGGAAGACCAUUAUUUGAUUGUAUACAGAAAUGAAGAGAGUAAGUACUGCCUGUAUUUGCCCAUGUAUACAGAUUUGCUAAACUAUGACGCUGAAUUUGACUUUUAUGCAGAAUACAGAGAUGCUAGCAUGCCACUACAAAGGUUCCUUAACAUACGCUUCAAAACUUAUUUCAAAGGUGUGCUCGUCACAGUGCACUUACUCGCUAUAAGGUUACAAAGGGGAUGUCUGUGUUGAAUAAAGGCCAGCAUUGAUCUACUUCACAGAAUCCCCUGUAGGUACACUUUCCAUGUAUUUUUUAUGUAUGGUUCAAAUUACUGCAAAGGUACUUUUGAAGUCAAUGAGGUGAUUUUGCAAUGAUUUAUACAGUAACCUUUGUGGAGAACAUUAUAUUGUAGGAUGUAAAUUGGAAAGGUACUUAAUAGAUAAGAAUGAAUAAGUAAUACAAUGUUAUGAAUUACUGUAUUGUUAUUGAAUCUAACAAUAAGCUGAAUUAUUUGAAGGUUUCUUCUCAAAAAACAAAUGGGCAGUUUCCUUUAAAUUUUAGCUAUUUUUAAGUCAUUUAUAUGUAAGUUAUUUUUGUAAGUGUCAAAGAUUUAAGAAGAGAAAGGUUACACAUUCAUAUUUAGAUAGUUUGUAGAAUUAUUUUGCAUCUCGCCAUUAUUUUUAUAACUUUUCAUACACUUUUUUUUAGUCUUCAGAAAUCCUUUGACAAAGUCAUUAUUGAAUACCGUUUAACAAACUGGCAUAAAACCCGUCAUUCUGUAGUUGCGUUAAGUAGAGCUCUAUACCUUCAAUGUACAAAUUUAUUUAUAUGUAUAUGGAGUGCACAUUUACGCCAGAGAGAACUGGUGAUCUUGAAGAUGAAACAAGGUGCUUCUUGUUAUGUGGCUACUAUGAUGACAAGGUAAAAAAUUGUAUGGACUCUCUCUACAGAGACAAUACCAAAAGGUGCAUUCCAAGUAGAAGAAAAACAGGGAAAUUAUAUACACAGGAAUACAGUGAAUUAUAAUUUUGGGGGGCAGGUUUAUGCAGCUGUGUAAAGGAAUUGUUUUUAAAAUGAAAAGUUUAUUAUAUAAAAAAGAGGUUAUUUUGCUGCUACAGUAAUAUACCCUAUUUAUUUAUAUAUGCUGUCAUGAACAAGAGUUUUAAUUUGAUCAGACAUGGAAAAAAAAAUUAGUAGGUUUAAAAAAAGGUAAAAAGAAUAUAGGCUGCCGUUUCCUGAUGUUUUCCAAUAUAUCUUGUAAGAGUGCCUUGUUCUAAAUUGUGAUAAUGAUAACUGUGUGCUCAACAUUUUAAUGUGUAGGGUAGAGUUAUUAUGUAAUGAUUGUAUAAUGGAGACUUGAUUUUA
This is a messenger RNA of Penaeus monodon (black tiger shrimp), 2810 nucleotides long. RefSeq lists its product as uncharacterized. The record is from RefSeq and is a predicted model, not a curated record. Gene Ontology annotation, cellular component: nucleus. Gene Ontology annotation, biological process: nuclear protein quality control by the ubiquitin-proteasome system; proteasome localization. Lineage: Eukaryota; Metazoa; Arthropoda; Malacostraca; Decapoda; Penaeidae. The transcript has 6 exons. Bases 307 to 1329 code for a protein of 340 amino acids.